Messenger RNA from Oncorhynchus gorbuscha (pink salmon), 3560 nucleotides. Its product is annotated as cytochrome b5-like. Gene Ontology annotation, molecular function: heme binding. The record is from RefSeq and is a predicted model, not a curated record. The coding region runs from base 100 to 498 and encodes 132 amino acids. Lineage: Eukaryota; Metazoa; Chordata; Actinopteri; Salmoniformes; Salmonidae. The transcript is spliced from 5 exons. Gene Ontology annotation, cellular component: membrane; intracellular membrane-bounded organelle.
CAAUAAAACUCUGAACUCUGUUCUUACUUCGAAUCAUUUGAUAGAUUGUAUAACAUUCUGGAUUCACAUUCAUAUCAGAUAUAUUUAUUGAAAAGAUAAAUGGAGGAUAAAGACGAGAACGGACACGCUGUAAAAUACUACCGAUUGUCGGAAAUCGAGGAACGAAAUUCAUUCAAGAGUACAUGGAUUAUAAUCAACCAUAAAGUCUAUGAUGUCACCACAUUUUUGGAGGAGCACCCAGGUGGAGAGGAGGUCUUGAGAGAGCAGGCCGGCGGCGAUGCCACAGAGAGCUUUGAAGAUGUCGGACACUCCUCAGAUGCCAGGGAGAUGGCUGCCAACAUGGUCAUUGGAGAACUGCAUCCAGAUGACCGACUGAAGAUUGACAAACCUUCAGAACCACUCAAGGAAACCUCUAGUUGGUGGACAAACUGGUUGAUCCCUUGUUUGGCUGCGGCUGUCGUCACGGUGAUGUACCAAAUGUACACGUCGGAGAAGUGACUGCGCCAUCCGUUCGUCACCUUUGCAAAUCGAAUGUCAAUCAAUAUAACUGGCUUCAGAAUGACAGCUACAGAGCCUGCGUUUGAUCCCUGAGAAACCAUUGCUGCCUUUUGGGAUUUGUACAGCUCAUAUGCAGUACUAUAGUACGAAGGGUUAAUUUAAUGUUUUCAUCCAAUCACUCGGCAUCAUGUCAAUGAAGGCAUAUAAUUUUGUUAUUGUGUUAACCUUCAUUUUCCUCUCCUGAUUUACAUGUUGAUAUAUACAGUCGUGGAAAAAGUAAGUACACCUCCUGGAUUUUUUUAAAUAUUUUUUUUUUAACAUAUAUGUAAUCUUCACUUUAACACUAUUGACAGAUAAAGGUAACCUGGUUUAACCAAUGACACUGAAUUAUUAUUUUGCAAUCAUUUAUUCAUAAAAAAUGUACAGAAAUGCAAUUCCAGUGCUGAAAAAAUAAGUACCUAGCUUCAAUAGCUGGUGUUGCCUCCUUUUGGCUGAAAUAACUUAAUGUAGUCGUUUUUUGUAACUGUCUAUCAGUCUCUUACAUCGACUGGGAUUCAUUUUUGCAUCACUCGUCUUUACAGUACUGCUUCAACUGUGCCAUGUUCGAGGGCUUCAUUGCAUGCACAGCCUGCUUCAAGUCCCCCCACAGCAUUUCGACAGAAUUGAGAUCUGAGCCUUGACUCAGCCAUUCCAUAAUCAGCCCCAAACCAUAAUGCUACCAAACCCAUGCUUUACAGUUGGUAAGAGGUUCUUCUGUUCAAAGGCAUUGUUUCAUUUUCAUGGUUUCUGGCAUUGCAACUCCAACUUUGACUAAUCUUUCCAGAGCACAUUGUUCAAGUAGUUUUGGUCUUUACCCAAGUGUGGUCUGGCAAAUGUCAGUCGUGUCUUGAUUUUCCUUUUUUGUGAGAAGAGGCUUCUUUCUUCCUGACCUCCCAUGUAGGCCAAGUUUGUGCAGUCUCUGACAGUUGACUCAGGCACUUCGACAUUAAUUGUGGCAAGAGAGGCCUGUAGAUCCCUUGAUGUUACCUUGGGGAUUUUAGAGACUUCUAUGAGCAUCUUUCGGUCAGUUCUUGGGCUGAAUUGGUUAAGACCAAACCAGACCAAGUUUCUAAUCUUUUUGGAAGGCUGGACCCACCCAAGUUACACAAAAGAUUUUGUAAUCAUUUCCACCGGUUCUGGUUAAAAUGUAGCAAUUUUAUGUGAUGGUAAAGGUAGGGGUGUACAAUAUUUUCUGCAUAAGGAAAUUCAUUUUGGUUUAUUUUAAUUGCAUAACAUAUUCAAAGUGUUAAUUUUAUGUGAUUUUUUUUUUUAGAUUGAGUUACCUUUAUCAAUGAAUGUAGUUGGAAUUUAGCUCAAAUAGCCAUUUACAUUACACAUACAGUACCAGUCAAAGGUUUGGACACUUACUCAUUCUUCAUUUUUACUAUUUUCUACAUUGUAGAAUAAUAGUGAAGACAUCAAAACUAUGAAAUUACACAUAUGAGUAGGUCUGUCCAAAACUUUUGACUGGUUAUGUAUGUAUUUUUUAAAGACUACUUUCCAGGGGUUAUACUUGCUUUUCCACAUGACUGUGUAUAUAUAAAUAAAAUACGUAUUAACAUAUGGAGAUUUUAGACAAAUGUAGAUUCAUGUAUUGAGAAUGUAAAAUUGAAAUAGACCGGUAACUGUCAAAAUAAAGGGGGAAAAAAUGUUUUUUAAUAUGGCAUUGGGCUACCAUGAGCCAGAACAGCUGGAGCUCUGAGGGAUGCGACACCACCCAUAAUUUGGUACUUUGUUAUUUGUGGUGGAAACGCUGUCUCGGGCGCCGCUCCGGAAUCUCCCAUAAGUGUUCAAUUGGGUUGAAAUCAUUAGCGGUAUUCUAUGAAGCAAGCUAUAUCUACUCAGUGUUUUCUAAAGCUUACCGGCUUCAGUUAGCUUCACAUUCCAGCUCAGGCUUCAUCUGUACUAUGACGGUGGAUAUUGCUCCUCUGCUUGCCUCUAACUCUAGCAGGCUUGUAACUGUAUGCCUGUCGUACAUGUCAAACGCCAAACUCUUCAUUGAGAUAAUGCUGAAACAUCAAUCCAUGGGCAAGUUAGAAUGAAAUAAUGCAAUCUUUGCAAGAGGGAGGGUAUCUGAUUUCACUGGUCCUCAACUCACAGCUCAGUCAUUUCAUUCAGGGUAAGUGGAGUUAGCAUUGAUUUAACCUGCGCCGGAGCAGGUUAGUUCUGAAGGAUUCGUUGCCAUAUAAAUUUACCUGGCUAAAAGGUGAACCACUUUCGUAUGUCCAGUUAGCCCGAGUUGAGGAGUCAUCUGCUUCGUAGGAUACCCCUCUGGUGACUGAGAUGGCCAUGGCAUAUGGUUUACAUCGUUUUCAUGCACAUCGAACCAUUGAGUGACCACUCGUGCCCUGUGGAUGGGGGCAUUGUCAUCCACUGGCCGGGCAAAGCAUUUUUAUACAUGGAAUUUGUAUUGCUUAAUUCACCCUUGAACCACAUCUGUGUGGAAGCACCUGCUUUCAAUAUACUUUGUAUCCCUUUGUAUUUACUUGAGUUUCCAUGAUUUUGGCAGUUACCUUUUAUAUAUUUUUAUGUUGUCAUAUCACUAUUUCUCUAACAUACUGUAACCCUGCGAUUGAAACAGAACAUGGCAGUUUAGGCUUAUAAAAGCAGCCUAUAAUAUCUUAUGUGCUUCACAUCUUACCUUUACAUUUUAACAUAUGCAAAACUGUGAACCGAAUGGUCCCAAAACCCAGUAUGCAAAACUGUUAACCCACUGGUCCCACAUUUCUGGUGACAUGGGUCUCAAUGUUCCAUAGAAAAGGCCACAUUCUUGCACUGAUUUUAAGUGACUGCUGUGUCGAGACUCACACUUUGGGAGCCAUUUUAAUCGGGAUGAAGUUGACCCCAUAUGACCAGUACAAUGUGUUUUUUUUAAAAUGGUAAAAUAUCAUGGUUGUCCCUGCUUUUAAACUGCCAGGGUGUUAGAAGGCAGGGGAACUCGCCACUGAAUGUUCUACAGCUGCUCAAAAGUAAUUUGACAUCUUCCAUUUUUGUUUUUUCAAUAAAAUAAUUAAAAAAAAUGU